Messenger RNA from Exophiala mesophila, 3272 nucleotides. RefSeq lists its product as uncharacterized. Gene Ontology annotation, molecular function: actin binding. Bases 61 to 2553 code for a protein of 830 amino acids. Gene Ontology annotation, biological process: vacuole fusion, non-autophagic; endosomal transport; intracellular protein transport. Gene Ontology annotation, cellular component: HOPS complex; cytoplasm; endosome. The transcript is spliced from 3 exons. The record is from RefSeq and is a predicted model, not a curated record. Lineage: Eukaryota; Fungi; Ascomycota; Eurotiomycetes; Chaetothyriales; Herpotrichiellaceae.
GUUUGUCACCAGGUCAUCCACUUUCCGCCCUUUUUCAUCCAUCUAUGGAACACGUUACCAAUGACAAGUACUAAUCCCAGGGCAGGCUGGGAGAAAAUUGGAAAUCAAUUCUACCAAAAGGUCCAGCUAUACGAGUCCAUAUUUGAUCCUGACCUCGAGCUUGGGAAUUACCUUGUUGCGGGAGCACCAUACGGCGGAGCUCUUGCAUUAUGGAGGGACAAGUCUAAAGUCGCACGCUAUCGCACUGGCCAGUCUACCAAGCCAACAAUCGACAUUUAUUCAUCCUCUGGUCAGCUUAUCAGUAAUAUCAACUGGGAGAAAGGUGCCAUCAAAGGAUUGGGUUGGUCAGACGACGAGAAGCUUCUUGUCGUGACCGAAGAUGGUAUCGUUCACUGUUAUUUCGGACUACAUGGAGACUUCAAUCCCUUCUCCCUUGGCCAUGGUGCUGAAGAGUACGGGGUCCAGUCAUGCAGAUUCUGGUCCCAUGGAUUUGUCGCCCUACUUUCCAACAACGCCUUGAUCACCGUAUCCUCUUUUGAUGAACCCCGACCCAAGCUCCUCGCUCCUACUCCCGAGGGUGAGAUUCACUCAUGGUCGCUGAUCCCACCAGCCUAUACAUUAUCUCGGUCGGUCGAAGUAUUGCUCUCCAUUGGCAACACGAUUCACGUGGUCGAUGCCACCGAGGCCGAAGAUAGAGGUCUCUCAGAUGGACCAUUCAAACACGUCAGCGUUUCACCGAAUGGCCGAUUCGCUGCAUUAUUUACAGAUGAUGGCAAGGUAUGGGUGGUUGGUAGUGACUUUCAGAAAAAGUAUUCAGAGUAUGACUCAAAGGCAAAAACCACCCCAACACAGAUCUAUUGGUGUGGUAAUGACUCGGUGAUCCUGGCUUGGGAAGAUGAAGUUCAUAUGGUAGGGCCGGAUGGAGCAGCUGUCAAAUACUACUACGACGACCAGGUUCAUGUGGUCCCAGAUAUCGACGGAGUCCGUCUCAUCACCAACGAGUCUUGCGAAUUUCUACACAAGGUCCCAGAUCCAUUGGAGGAGGUAUUCCGUUUGGGGUCGACCUCUCCUGCGUCAGUCCUGAUGGAUUGUAUCGAAUUGCUCGAGAAGAAGUCGCCCAAGGCGGAUGAAAAUAUCCAGCGGAUCAAGCCCAGCCUACCUGAAGCAGUCGAAACAUGUAUCCGAGCAGCAGGCCACGAAUUCAACCAGACCUUACAAAAACAAUUAUUGAGGGCGGCGUCAUUCGGCAAAUCAGUCCUCGACCUUUACAGCAGCGACGAAUUUGUUGACAUGUGCGAAGAUCUCCGGGUUCUGAACGCAGUACGAGACUAUCGCAUUGGGCUGCACAUGUCAUACGAGCAGUAUAUGCGACUGACACCAGAAAGACUGAUCGCUAGACUGGUCAGCAGAAGAGAGUACCUUCUGGCCAUCAGGUUGUCCGAGUUCUUGAAUCUUCCACUUAACAAGAUCUACGUCCACUGGGCGAGUCAAAAGGUUCGGGGCUCGUCCGCUGACGACGAUGCCAUCAGGGAGACGGUCGUGGAACGCCUGCGUGGGAAGCACGGUAUAUCCUUUGAGACCAUCGCAAGAGCAGCUUACGACGAGGGACGAAGUCAUCUUGCAACAACACUAUUAAACCAUGAACCCAGAGCUGGGAAGCAGGUGCCUCUCUUGCUCAACAUGGAAGAAGACGAGAUUGCGUUGAACAAAGCUAUCGAGUCUGGCGACACAGACCUGGUCUAUUUUGUGCUCUUACAACUCAAGAAAAAAUACCCGCUGGCCGCUUUUUUCCGGACGGUCAGUGAAAGGCCUGUCGCUGCGGCGCUCGUGGAAAGUUCAGCAAGAGCACAAGACAAGGAGUUACUGAAGGACCUUUAUUAUCAGGACGACCGACCUGUGGAAGGAUCCAACCUGCUCUUGGAAGAAGCAAUGCAACAGCCCCAAGUACAAGCGAUCAUCGACAAGCUUAGACUUGCGCUCAGAAUAAUGACGGAUGCAAAGGAUCCCACAGCAUUGAUGCACUCUAAAGGAUUGACGGAAGCGACACAACUAGUCAAGAUGCAAGAGGCAUUUGACAAGGACGUCUCCGACGGUAGUGGGAGUUAUGUUGGUCUUAGUGUCAACGAGACCAUGUUUCGCCUGAUUAAGUCAGGUUACAGCAAGAGGGCGGUCAAAGUCCAGGGCGACUUCAAGGUGCCGGAGAAAACGUGGUGGUGGAUCCGUCUUCGGGCGUUGACAGCGGCUCGCCUCUGGGGCGAAUUGGAGGAGGUUGGUAAGAACAAGAAAUCUCCAAUUGGAUGGGAGCCGUUCUAUAAUGAAGUCCUUGGAGCUGGAAAUACCCGCCUGGCCGCAUCUUUCAUACCGAAGUGCACCAACCUACAGCCAUCUGAGCGGAUUGAGAUGUGGGUCAAGUGUGGACUGAUUUCCAAAGCAGGCGAAGAAGCGGUCAAGUCCAAAGAUUUGAAUGCGCUGGAACUGCUUCGUGACAAGGCGAAUGGACAGCAGCUUGUCGAGAUUGAGAGGAUGAUCACUCAGUUGAGACCGCGAAAAUGAUCGAGAACGAGGGGUUCGACUAGGGCGCCAGGUCAUUCAGGUGAUGUUGUCCAGGUCAUUAUCGGUGUCGGUAUUAUGACCAGAGGCAGUUCGAUCGACCACAACCAGCUGUGUUAUAGCGGCUGAGGCAGGCAGUUUGACACCGUUCACAAUUUUCACAUCGGUAGUGCCGUCUUGGACUUCGUCCAUCUCUUCAUCCUCCCACGAUCCGCCAUGGUCAUCAUUGUUUUCUUCAGCAAAUGCAUUGCUGGCCAAUUUGUCAAAGGGAUUGAUCCGUCCAUUGGUGUCUUCCCACAGUCCUGCUCUCUCGCGGAUUUUCUUCUGUCGCUUCUGCGCAUCUCCGACUUUCUUGACCAAUUGAUCUUGCACGACCACAGCCCGGUCUAAUCCUCUCUCUUGCCUUUUGCGCUGUCCACGAGUUAACUGUUUCUGUUUCUUUUUGGCCUUGGUGAUUCCUGCGUAGGGUUUGGCAGAUAACAUGGGCGUGGCGUCGGAGGCUCGAGGACCGUCUUUGAGUGAUUUGUCGGUGUUUAUAGAGGGAGAAGUGGCUCUCUUUGCAGCUCGAGAUCGUGGGUUGGCUAUGAGGCAUACUGGUUAGAAAAGUGGCAUGGGUACAGAGGGAAGAUUGUGUGUAGAGUAUACCUUUAGGAUUUUGUUUGGCUUUUGCUGUCUUUGCCAUUUUUGAUAGAACCACUGGAAGUGCCCGAAAUGUUUUGUUC